Molecule: messenger RNA, 834 nt
Organism: Lathyrus sativus (Indian pea)
Lineage: Eukaryota; Viridiplantae; Streptophyta; Magnoliopsida; Fabales; Fabaceae
Source: the annotation of a GenBank genome assembly
AUGGGUAAAGGUAAUCCACAGAAAUCAGGAACCGGCGGCGACCUUCACGCGGCGGCGAGGUCCGGCGAUCUCAUAUCAGUUCAGUCAAUUUUGAUUUCAAAUCCUUUGUCCGUUAAUUCCAGAGACAAGCAUUCCAGAACACCACUACAUUUAGCAGCAUUUUCUGGGCAAACUGAGGUGGUCAGUUAUCUAUGCAAGAACAAGGCUGAUGUUGGUGCUUCCGCUAUGGAUGACAUGGCCGCAAUACACUUUGCGGCACAAAAAGGUCAUUUAGAAGUUGUUAGGGCUCUGGUUUCAGCUGGUGCCUCUUUCAAAGCUGCUACUCGUAAAGGCAUGACCCCAUUACACUUUGCUGCUCAAGGUUCCCAUCUGGAACUUGUCAAGUAUUUGGCUAAGAAAGGGGCAAGUCUCAGUGUCAAGACAAAGGUGGGAAAAACUCCGUUGGAUCUUGCUACUAAUGAUGAAGUCCGCACCUUUCUGCAGGGAUUUGUAAAAUCAGAUAAGAAUGGAGAAUCGAGAAACGGAGAUAAAGCUGAAGAAUCUGAUCCAAAACAAAAUGAAGGAUCCAAUCCAAAGGCAGCUGAAGAAUCUGAUCCAAAAGAAAAGGAAGAAUCCAAUCCAAAGGCAGCUGAAGAAUCUGACUCAAAAGCAUCCUCCUCCUUGGGAUUCAAAAGUGACGAACCUUCUACCGUUGCUGUUGAUGAAGAAGAGGGAGAAAGAGGGAAGAGGAAGGUUAAUGAAAAUGAUGCAACAGAAGACUCGAAACCAAAAAAGGCAAGAGUUAAACUAAGCCACCUUCAAAGCUCAGAUGAUGCUGAAGAAGAAGACAACUGA